Messenger RNA from Megalops cyprinoides (Indo-Pacific tarpon), 2450 nucleotides. It is a transcript of the gene ccnt1, whose product is annotated as cyclin T1. Gene Ontology annotation, cellular component: nucleus; cyclin/CDK positive transcription elongation factor complex. Gene Ontology annotation, biological process: positive regulation of DNA-templated transcription, elongation; regulation of transcription by RNA polymerase II. NCBI's taxonomy places the organism in Eukaryota, Metazoa, Chordata, Actinopteri, Elopiformes, Megalopidae. Bases 1 to 2181 code for a protein of 726 amino acids. The transcript has 10 exons. The record is from RefSeq and is a predicted model, not a curated record. Gene Ontology annotation, molecular function: cyclin-dependent protein serine/threonine kinase activator activity.
AUGUAUUUUAAAAUAUUAUUGUCCUUCUCAGUGAUGGCGGCUUCGUUUCCUUCUCCUUCUCCGGCUAACAACAAAUGGUAUUUUACCCGAGAGCAGAUCGAAAACAGCCCGUCUCGCCGUGCCGGGCUUGAUCCCGAUAAAGAAUUGUCAUACAGACAGCAAGCCGCCAAUCUACUCCAGGACAUGGGACAACGACUCAAUGUGUCCCAGCUAACCAUCAACACUGCCAUUGUGUACAUGCAUCGCUUCUAUAUGCUCCAGUCCUUCACUCGCUUCCACAGAAAUGUGAUCGCCCCCGCUACCUUGUUCCUGGCUGCAAAGGUAGAGGAGCAGCCCCGCAAGCUGGAGCACGUGAUUAAGGUGACCCAUGCGUGCCUCAACCCUCAGGACCCCUCGCCAGACACGAGGAGCGAUGCUUACCUGCAGCAAGCCCAAGACCUGGUCAUUCUUGAGAGCAUUAUACUCCAGACCCUGGCAUUUGAAAUUACAAUCGACCAUCCCCACACACAUGUUGUGAAGUGCACCCAGCUUGUCAGAGCAAGUAAGGACUUGGCUCAGACGUCAUACUUCAUGGCAACCAACAGCCUGCACUUGACCACCUUCUGCCUGCAGUACAGCCCCCCCAUUGUGGCCUGUGUGUGCAUCCAUCUGGCCUGCAAGUGGUCCAACUGGGAGAUCCCAGUCUCCACAGACAGCAAGCACUGGUGGGAGUACGUGGACCCCACCGUGACCCUUGAGCUGUUGGACGAGCUCACUCAUGAGUUCCUGCAGAUCCUGGAGAAGACACCGAGCCGUUUGAAACGUAUCCGAAACUGGAAGGCUGCAGGUCAGACGGUGAAGAAGCCCAAAGUGUCAGAGGAUGGGGAUCAGACAGAAGCCAUGAUGAACAUGAUCUCCAUGGCGUCGUCAGAGAGCACGCUGGCCGGCCUCAUGAGCCUCUCCGCCCCCUCGGGUGCAUCCACCUCCUCCUCCGCUGCCACCGCCCCCUCGCUGGCAGAGAAGGAGCGCGGUGCAGCGCCCGGCUCCCAGCACUGGCCACCUGGUGCCAAGGCCCAUGGGGGCCCGGAGCAGCAGAAGCAGCGGAACCACGAGCUGCCGCAGAGCACACAUGUGCCAGCCAAGGUGUCCCUGAGCGAGUACCGCGCCAAGCACGCCGAGGUGCUGGCAGCGCAAAAGCGCAAGCUGGAGAACAUGGAGGCCAGCGUGAAGCGAGAGUACGCCUCCGCCGCCCAGGCCCUGAUUGGCCAGCAGAGGAGGGAGAAGCAGCACCAGCAGCAGCAGCUGUCCGGGUCACAUGGCUCAGGCAGCGCCACUGGCGACCCUGGCAACCCCUCACCCAUCGUCCUCAAGAUCCCCCUGGAGAAGGAGAGGCAGGACCGCAACUUGCUAAAGGUGCGGCUGCCGCUGGGGGGUGGUGCGGGGGCUGGAGGAGGAGGUGACAGCGGGGGAGGGGGUAGCCGGGGGCAGGAGGACUUCAAGGUGCGGAUACGAGUGCCCGAAAGGCGAGUGGGUUCAGCCGAAGAGGGCAAAAGCAGGGACAAGCACAGGGAGCGUUCCAACCACCACCAUCACCACCACCACCACCAUCACCACCACUCAUCCUCCAGUGGUGGCUCUUCAUCCUCUUCCUCGUCCUCCCACAAACACUCGGCCAGCGUGAGUGGAGCAGUGGGGGCAAGCAAAAAAGCAUCGGGGGACUCCCGAACAAGCUCGUCAUUGUCGUCUUCCUCCUCCUCGCGAAAGAGGCCCCAUUCCCAGGAGCCUUCUCCAGCCAUCCACCCUUCCAAAACCAGCAAAUCCUCCAGGAACUCCUACCAGCACCCAACUAUGCCAGGUCCUGCCAGCCACACCAUGGGCCUUGGUCAUGACAGCCACAGCCUGCCGUCUGUCGGCCUGUCUCAUCACCAGGGCUCCUACUCCCACAGCAAGAUGGACAAGGCUGACACCAACGGCCACAAUGCAGCGGGGGGUAGCCAGUCCAACGAGUAUCAGGACACAUUUGAUAUGUUAAACUCACUGCUGAGUGCCCAAGGGGUGCAGCCUUCACAGGGCUCCAUGUUUGACUACCGCACUCAGUACGGGGAGUACCCCAGAUACCCCAGCGGGUCACGAGGGGGCUCCUCCCGACCCCCACCACUCCCCACAGAACCCCCUCCCCCUCUGCCUCCACUCCCUAAAUGAAGACUUGAACGCUUGCUUUGGGGGGAAGCUGACAGAAUCCACCCACUGGAGCAGCCAGCAUUGUCACAAGCCGAAGCUUGGUGCAUGCCCCUCUCUCCUUCUCUUUUUGUUAGUAGUCAUCUUAUGUGAUUCUCAGCUUGACAGCAGAGUAAUGUACCACUUACAUCAUAGUGUGGUUUUUAGUAUCAUGUUUCACCACCCUCUUUUUUUUUUUUUUUUUUCCCCCAAAUACUGGGUUUAUUUAGCUGCUUCUACCCUUGCUAUUUUAG